UUCGUUUGAGAACCGAACAUCACUAUUCCGUAGAUCUACUCCAUUGUCUGAACUAGGUAAACUUCAGUUAACCAUUAUUGGUGAAAUAGUGUGUUGGGCGUCCGUCUGUUGUGGUUUUUCCAGAAGUUUGAACUUGAAGAGGAGGAGAGGGUAGUAACGUCAUUAUCAAAGUUUGUGCGAGUCCUAACGUUAGCCGUCUUUGAUUACUGUUUAUUUGAAGGACCGAUAUUUAUUUACCGACUGCGAUCUGCACGAGAACAACCCACCAUUCGGGAACUUUGUAUCUCACACAAGGCCAGCUGCAAAUCUCAGAAUGAACUUUCUCCUGGAGACUCUUCGGUUGAUAGUGUUAACCAUAUACUAUCACAUUGAAGCCUUCAUAAAAGUAAUCGUUCCUCAGAGAAAGAAAGAUGUGUCUGGGGAGAUUGUGCUCAUUACUGGGGCAGGUAGUGGUAUUGGCAGGCUGAUGGCUCUCGAGUUUGCCCUACUGGACGUCUCACUGGUGCUUUGGGACAUUAAUGUGGAUGGUUUGAAGGAAACUGCAAAGCAGGUUAAAGAAAAAGGAGCAUCGAGGGUACAUUACUACCACUGCGACUGCAGUGAUAGAGAAGUGGUCUACCGAGUGGCAGAUCAGGUAAAAAGUGAAAUUGGCGAUGUCACCAUACUUAUAAACAAUGCUGGCAUUGUCAGUGGUAAGAGGUUCAUGGACACUCCUGACGCACUUGUUGAGAAGACACUCAGAGUUAAUGCAAUGUCUCACUUUUGGACAUAUAAAGCAUUUCUGCCUGCCAUGACAGAUAAGAACCAUGGACAUCUGGUCAGCGUUGCUAGUUCUGCAGGCUUGAUAGGUGUCAAUGGACUGGCAGAUUAUUGUGCAAGCAAGUUUGCUGCUGUGGGUUUUGCAGAGUCUGUGGCGCUUGAGAUGAUAGCUGCGGGAAAGGAAGGAAUCAAAACCACAAUUGUUUGCCCAUACUUCAUCAACACAGGCAUGUUUGCUGGUUGUGGGACAAAGUGGCCUCGACUGAUGCCCAUAUUGGAGCCAGACUAUGUUGCUAAGAGGAUUGUCAAUGCAAUUCUAAAAGACCAAGUUUAUGUUUUGCUUCCAAGGUCCUUAUACUUUUUAAUGGCUUUAAAAGGGUAAGUUAACUCCUUGAGUUUUUUUAUGCUCAUCUCAAACCUCUUUGGGUAGAAAAUGGCAUCUCUUGAUAGGAAUGUUUAAUUUGUCUGAAAAAUGUUUAAUCUGUAAAAAUCUUUCAUAUUUUAAAUAUUUUAUAAAUACAUUUAGGGCUGCAUGAUUCAAGGAAGAAAUCUAAUUGUGAUUUAAAAUACAAAAAAAAAAAAUUCACUUCAGUGGGGAACUGCAAGUUACAAAACGUCUCUGGCUAUUCAGUGUAACCAUGGUUCCCUGUGAGGAGGGCACAGGACAUUGCGUAAUAGUCGCUAUGUGGGAAACUCAUUUUCUAUGAAAUGCUGAAGCAUGAUUGAAUUGUGCUAUUGCAAUAACCAAUUAUGUUUGAGCACUCGAGUGGUGGGUGGGGUGGGCACCCCCACUAUAUAGCUCAACUGCAAGCACCAUUAAACUUAGACUGAGCGAGAGAUGCUCAUUAAUUCUAAAGAUUUUAAACAGCAACCUAUGCAAUGCCUCAUUACCUCUUUUCAGGGAACCAUGGUUACAUUCCCUUUUUAGUAGUUCCCUCAACAUUAUUUACUUUGGGGGAAGUUGUGGCCUAAUGGUUAGAGGGUUGGACUCCCAAUCGAAGGGUUGUGGGUUCUAGUCUCGGGCUGGA
Molecule: messenger RNA, 1787 nt
Organism: Carassius auratus (goldfish)
Lineage: Eukaryota; Metazoa; Chordata; Actinopteri; Cypriniformes; Cyprinidae
Gene: sdr16c5a
Product: short chain dehydrogenase/reductase family 16C, member 5a
Exons: 6
Coding region: 314-1141 (275 amino acids)
Cellular component (GO): lipid droplet
Molecular function (GO): oxidoreductase activity, acting on the CH-OH group of donors, NAD or NADP as acceptor
Source: RefSeq, a predicted model, not a curated record